Messenger RNA from Coprinopsis cinerea okayama7#130, 1785 nucleotides. RefSeq names its product isocitrate dehydrogenase. NCBI's taxonomy places the organism in Eukaryota, Fungi, Basidiomycota, Agaricomycetes, Agaricales, Psathyrellaceae. The record is from RefSeq and is a predicted model, not a curated record. Gene Ontology annotation, biological process: isocitrate metabolic process. Gene Ontology annotation, molecular function: isocitrate dehydrogenase (NADP+) activity; NAD binding; magnesium ion binding. Gene Ontology annotation, cellular component: mitochondrion. The coding region runs from base 529 to 1785 and encodes 418 amino acids. The transcript has 9 exons.
CCAACACACAUUGACCACGACGACCGUCGACGACGAGCACCAAAGCUGUUUAACGUUGCAGCGACCUCGAUAAUCGAAACCCGACAACGACCGAGCUGGUUGCGUCCCACGCACAUCGCGCCGAUAUCGUUGUUCCUAUAAGAGCGGUCGCGUCAUCGUCGAGCCGGAAAAUUGUUGGCCCCGCCGUUCCCCAGCGAAAAGCAGCUCCAAGCCUCGAGCGGCCCUCCGAGUCCUUUUCGGCUGAGUCGUUUGCAAAUUUUUCCCAAUUCUCUCCACAGCCCAGUGCUCGAAAAAAUUAGCGUAUAAGGCAAGAACCAAGGUUGAUCCAAAAUGCAGAUCGCAGGCCCUCGAUUGCGUCUCUUUUCCUCGACAGCGACCAACACAACCCGUGCACUCUCGACUUGUGCCCGCGGUCAACGUUCUCUCCGUUUUGCGCCUCGUUCUCAGCUCGCCCACGUCCCGUUGUUGGCUACCCCUGCAUACGCUACAAGAUCCUUUGCAACCAGCUUUGUGCUAAACCAAGACAAAAUGUCCUCAACCGCCUUCAAGAAGAUCGUCGUCCAGAACCCCGUCGUCGAGCUCGACGGAGAUGAGAUGACCAGGAUCAUCUGGAAGAAGAUUCGUGAGGAGCUUAUUCUUCCCUACCUCCAACUCGACAUCAAGUACUUUGACUUGGGUUUGGAAUACCGGGACCAGACCAACGACCAAGUCACCAUCGAUGCCGCCAACGCUAUUCUCAAGCACCAAGUCGGUAUCAAGUGCGCUACCAUCACUCCCGAUGAGGCCCGCGUCGAAGAGUUCAAGUUGAAGGAGAUGUGGAAGAGCCCCAACGGCACAAUUCGAAACAUCCUUGGAGGAACUGUAUUCCGGGAGCCUAUCAUCCUCGAACGCAUCCCCAAGCCAAUUCCCGGAUGGGUCAAGCCCAUCGUCAUUGGACGACAUGCUUUCGGUGAUCAGUACCGAUCCACGGACUAUGUCGUUCCAGGCGCUGGAAGCCUCAAGCUCGUCUACAGUCCCGCAGAUGGAUCUGCCCCCGUUGAACUCCCCGUCUAUGACUUCAAGGGCCCUGGUGUUGCCAUGAGCAUGUACAACACUGAUGAGUCUAUCAUCGGAUUCGCCCAUUCGUCCUUCAAGAUGGCCAUUGCCAAGAAGAUGCCUCUCUUCAUGUCAACCAAGAAUACUAUCCUCAAGCGAUAUGAUGGCCGCUUCAAGGAUAUCUUCCAAGAAAUCUAUGAUACCACCUACAAGGCCGAAUUCGAGGCUCUCGGCAUCUACUACGAGCACCGACUCAUUGACGACAUGGUCGCCCAAGCAGUCAAGUCCUCCGGCGGCUUCGUCUGGGCCUGCAAAAACUACGACGGUGACGUCCAAUCCGACAUCCUCGCCCAAGGCUUCGGCUCCCUGGGCAUGAUGACCUCCGAGCUCCUCACCCCCGACGGCAAGAUCAUCGAGAGUGAAGCCGCUCACGGAACCGUCACCCGUCACUACCGUGAAUACCAAAAGGGCAACGAGACCUCAACAAACCCCGUCGCCUCUAUCUUCGCCUGGACGAGGGGUCUGCUACACAGGGCCAAGCUCGACAACAAUGCUGAGCUCAAGGCCUUCUGCGAGGACCUUGAGGCGGCGUGCGUGGAGGUCAUUGACCAGGAUGGCAUCAUGACCAAGGAUCUGGCUCUUGCUAUCCACGGAAAGAACAUGAAGAGGGAGCACUGGGUUGUCACCAACGACUACAUGGAUGCUGUUAACGCUAAGCUGCAGAAGAAGUUGGCCGCCCGCCAGCAAUAG